AUGCGCGGUCCGAUUUCUCUUCUCCUCUUAGUUUGCACCUACUUCAUGGUAGCUGACGCUGAUGAUCAAUUUUUUUUCAACGUCAAGUUGACGUGUGAUGCUCGACCGAAAUUCAGCUACAAUUUGCGAUUUUUCGAACAAGAUUACUGGUGGGGAAACGGUGAUGAUCCUAUCACCGCGCAACGCAUCGGCGAUGGACGUGGUACCGCUGAAUUCGUCCAAAAUGGAUGGCAAAAUGGGGAUGAAGCCUGGUCUACGGGAUAUGAUGUGAUUAUGGUGCUUUAUCAUGACUGUCAUGAGAGUGGAAAAGAAAAGAAAUUGACACUUCACAUAAAACCCCAAUGCGAAUUUGGAAAAGGCGCCUGUAGAUACACUAUCAUAAAGGACAUAAAGGAAGCUGAAGGAGAAGAGGAUUAUCAUGCAAAACUGAGUUAUGAGUGA
This is a messenger RNA of Caenorhabditis briggsae, 441 nucleotides long. The record is from RefSeq and is a predicted model, not a curated record. NCBI's taxonomy places the organism in Eukaryota, Metazoa, Nematoda, Chromadorea, Rhabditida, Rhabditidae. The coding region runs from base 1 to 441 and encodes 146 amino acids. The transcript has 2 exons.